GUAUUUAAAUAAUGGCACCGCCUUCUCGGCACGUCAACACAAGAUGGCGGCCGUGCAACACACUGAAGCAUACCUUGGCUUCGACUUCAGCACUCAGCAGUUGAAGGCUGUCGCCGUCGAUCACAAGCUGAAUGUCAUCCAUCAGAACCAAGUGCACUUUGACUCUCAGCUACCCGAAUUCAGGACGGAGGGGGGCGUCCAUGUGGGUGCAGACGGCCUGACGGUGACAUCGCCCGCUCUAAUGUGGGUCAAGGCUCUGGACCUCCUAUUGGAGCAGAUGAAGGAAGCGGGCUUCGACUUCUCCAGGGUGCGAGCGUUGUCAGGCAGUGGUCAGCAACACGGGAGCGUGUACUGGAAGAAGGGAGCGGCGACGACCCUCCAGCAGCUCCACCACCAGCGCAGCCUCAGCCAUCAGCUCAAAGACUGUUUCUCAGUGCACGACUCCCCCGUGUGGAUGGACUCAAGCAGCGGACUGCAGUGUGAGCGCCUGGAGGAUGCAGCAGGGGGUGCUGCCAAGCUGGCAGACAUCACGGGCUCCAGAGCCUAUGAGCGUUUCACUGGAAGUCAGAUUGCCAAAAUGCGCGACGAACGACCGCGAGAGUUCCAAGAUACCGAGAGGAUCUCAUUGGUCAGCAGCUUUGCGGCGUCGCUCUUCCUCGGCAGGUACGCUGCCAUCGACUACAGUGACGGUUCAGGAAUGAAUCUUCUGGACAUCCGUAGCAAAAAGUGGAACGAGGCCUUGCUGGAGGCCGUGUGUCCCGGUCUGGACGUUCUGCUGGGGAAGCCGAUGCCCUCUGCGUCCGUGCUAGGCACUGUGUCGUCCUACUGGGUGCGCAGGUUUGGCUUCUCGGACACGUGCGCCGUGGUCGCCUUCACUGGUGACAACCCAGCAUCUUUGGCGGGGAUGAGACUCCAGCAGGGAGACCUGGCUGUGAGUCUGGGUACCAGCGACACAGUGUUUGUGUGGCUCCAGCACGCCCGUCCCGCUCUCGAAGGUCACGUGUUCAUCAAUCCUGUCGACUGGCGACAUUUCAUGGGCUUGCUGUGUUUCAAGAACGGAUCUUUGACUCGAGAGCGACUGAGGAACCGCUGCGCUGAUUCAUCAUGGGAACGCUUCUCUGCUGCUUUGAGGCAAACGCCUCUUGGAAACAACGGUUACAUUGGCCUUUAUUUUGACGUCAUGGAGAUCACCCCUCGUGCGGUGGGAGUUCAUCUCUUUGACGCAGAAGACAACAAGGUGUCAUCAGUGAGCGCUGAGGCGGAGGUGCGGGCCCUGGUGGAGGGUCAGUUCCUUUCACGGCGGCUCCACGCUGAGCGUCUGGGUUACUCCAUCAUUCCAGGAAGUCGAAUUUUGGCAACGGGCGGAGCGUCGUGUAACAAAGAGAUUCUGCAGGGCUCUGCACGGUAUGCUAGUACUAGCUUGCUAUGGCUAGCCUUUUAUCCACCUUUUGAUCCUGACAAAAUUGGUAGAACGUCCUCAUUCUUCAUCUGGAAGCAAGGUGUGCUUGACCAAUCAGACGUGUCCUUCUUUGAUGUGACGAAAGAAGCUCCUGAAGCACGACUUGCCACCACGCCACAGCUUCAUGCACACCAGGUGUACAACGAGAUGCUGCAACGUUAUGGCCGCUUGGAGAAGAAAGUCCUGCAGGAGCUCCGCUCCUAAACCGCUCACUCAAAUCUGAUUGGCCAACGUCAGCCUCAACCCAAGUUGGUUUUCAAUGAGGAUGCGCACAUUGUGACAAAUUUGCACAACACAUCCCUUCACGAUGGGUCAUUUGUUGCAAAUUAAUGAAAACAUUCCUGCCAUUGACUUCCUGCCAGCCAGUGUGUGUUUGUGUGUUUGUGUGUGCGCGUGUGUGUGUGCGUGCAUUAUAGCAGCAUGUAAAAGCAUGGAGGCACACUGCUUUGGACAAUGACGUGAUCGUUUUAUUCAGAUUCAGAUUUUUUUAGAAGACAAAACCAGUUUUUUUUUUGUAUUCUGAAUGUUACUUAAGAACUAGGGGUGUAAAUCGCGGGUUUUGUCACGAUACGAUAUCAUAUCGAUACAAAGAAUGAUAUUUGCCGAUAUCUUAAAUCCUGCUGUGAUUCAUUCACGAUACAUCACGAUAUAGUGCCCUACGAUCGAUAUAGAACAAUAUCCUGAUUUAUAACAAUUCAUACGCAAAAUCAACAACAUCUUUUCUUUGGAAUCCAAAGUGCUUCCAAACGAAUGACUCGAAGCCCAAAGGGGAGCGAAUGUCCUCGUCUUCUUGGACACUAGCCAUAGCACCAGCCCAGGAGCCACGUAGUUGUCGGCUCCCCUUUCACGUGCCUGCUCUGCUCACAACACAACACGCCGCACACUGCUCCCGGAAAGAGGAAGCAAGCAACAAUGAACUGGAUUUCAAAAUAAAGUCGCGUCUAAUGUCGGAGGUCAAAAACGGGCGAUAUAGUUCGAUGUUUACGUUUAGCAUCGAUGCCAACAAGUCGUAGAGCAUUAUAUCGAUGUAUCGAUGAAUCAUUACACCCCUAUUAAGAACGCUAAAUUCUAUCACAAAUGUAAAUUCAGUAACAAAGAACUUUAAAUACUAUAUAAUAUACUAUAAUGCGAUUGGACGGCGAAUGGCUCAGGGUGUACCCCACCUACCGCGUGAGGAAAAAGCGAUACGGAAGAUGAAUGAAUAAAUAAAUAAAUAAAUGUCUGACAUUAAA
Molecule: messenger RNA, 2691 nt
Organism: Syngnathus typhle (broad-nosed pipefish)
Lineage: Eukaryota; Metazoa; Chordata; Actinopteri; Syngnathiformes; Syngnathidae
Gene: xylb
Product: xylulokinase homolog (H. influenzae)
Exons: 19
Coding region: 44-1663 (539 amino acids)
Biological process (GO): D-xylose metabolic process; xylulose metabolic process
Cellular component (GO): cytosol
Molecular function (GO): D-xylulokinase activity
Source: RefSeq, a predicted model, not a curated record